Lampris incognitus (smalleye Pacific opah) is the source of this 1178-nucleotide messenger RNA. Its product is annotated as cyclin-dependent kinase 2-associated protein 1. The transcript has 4 exons. Bases 197 to 562 code for a protein of 121 amino acids. Gene Ontology annotation, cellular component: nucleus; cytoplasm. NCBI's taxonomy places the organism in Eukaryota, Metazoa, Chordata, Actinopteri, Lampriformes, Lampridae. The record is from RefSeq and is a predicted model, not a curated record.
ACCGAGUCGCUGUGUGAAUCACGUUCGAACGAGUUCCCCGAGAAGAUCCCCGAUGGCUCGCUGCGGCGUUGGAGGAGCCGGGAGUGGGUGUCAAUAUAAAGUGACGGCCAUAUUUGCCGGUGCCGCUGUUGUAAACAAAAAGUGAGAGACGGACGCUUCACUGAAUUUCGGGUCAUUUUUCUUUCUUUAAUUUACAAUGUCUCUGGGCAUGUCGUACAAACCCAACGUCCACCAGCACGUUCCGGGAACUUCCGCGAACCAGGCAGUCGGGAAUAUCCAGUCUCCCUCGGCAGCCAACUUGGCCACGUUACAGUCCUACAGACCCCUCGUCAACGACUACGGACCACCUUCUUUGGGGUUUUCUCAGGGUUCGAGUGGCAACCAAGUGCCUCAGAGCAAAUAUGCAGAGCUGCUGGCCAUCAUCGAGGAGUUAGGGAAGGAGAUCAGGCCGACGUACGCUGGGAGUAAGAGUGCCAUGGAGAGGCUGAAAAGAGGGAUCAUCCAUGCCAGGGGCUUGGUGCGGGAGUGCUUGGCUGAGACGGAGCGGAAUGCCAGGUCCUAGCCGCCGCCGCCACACCGCCACACCGCCCCCCCCCGUCUGCAAGAACAACCCACAUCGUACGUCUCGUUAUGAAAAAAACAACAACAAAAAACUGUCGCAUGAUCUAUUUCCUUUGUGAGGAGGAGGAGGAGGUGAACACAACGGACGGAACAGCUCAGAAUAUUACCAUAGCAUCAUCAUAAUAAUAAUUGUAUCAUGACUUGUUAGGGGGGUUUUUCGGAAGAGAUCAUUAUACUCGCGUGGGGUUAUUGGAAUACAAAAUGGGAGGACAAGUGUUUUUUUAAAUUGUUUUUAACGCCCCACUUUUGGGGUUCUUAGUUUUUACUUCAUAUUUAAAGCGUUGAUUUAUGCAUGCGAAACGGGCCCGCGGAAUAAGUGUAGAUGCUGCAUGGCUUGUACAGGGCUAGUAGGCUAGGAGAGGAGGGGGACUCCUUUUUUUUGGAUAGAAUCCGGUCUGUUUUUCGGACCCUUACAACACACGUGGGUGAGUGCGUAACGAGAAGACACGUGCCAAAUGCAAUAGUUUGCUCGCGUGGGAGGAUGUUUUUGGUAUGAAAAGGAAAAUGCUGUUACUUGCAUCUUUGUAUGUAUUUAUUACUCCGUGUAAUAAAUUGUA